UCGAGUGUAGGGGCUUAACAUGGGUAGCUAAGUAGUGUCUGGUUAAUAUAGACCAAAUGCUGAAGAUUUUGCACCUUGCCGUUAAACUUUGAUGUUUUGCAGUACCAAGAGGUACUCGGCAAACAACUUGUAGACCGAGGAGCUGCGUCUCUUGCAAAUAUUGCGCUGUUUGAUUGGUCUUUCGCGUGGCUAUAUAAUACUAGCUUUUUAGCUAGCUAAACGUCAGUUCAGCCAGAUACUACUCUGCUAGCGAAGCUUUGCAUUGGAAUUUGUUUGAUUGUUUGGCAGCUACAACGGAUAAAAUUAACUAAGUUGUUACACAGAGAAAAGUUCCGUUACAGUGAGCGUGUGUUUGGGUUUAUUUAUGCUGCGUACCUUGGUGUGACUCAACUGUAACUGAAUGCUUGCUGAUAGAAAUAGCAGCAGCUACAGCUAGCAGAUUGUUAGCUUGUCAACAAUGGGCUAUAAGAGGUAUUUAAAGACUGCAAGAACGUUUUACUUGUUGACCAUUCUGCUGGUAGCCCUCGUCAAAGAAGUAGCAGCUGAUGAAGAGCAACGCGGGAAUGACGGACAAGAGCUAAAGUCUUACCAUGACCCAGAUUCUGAGGACGAAGAUGUCCGUCUCGCAUCAGGAAUUGUCGCUGGCGCUUCUGUGACCUCUGGUCAUGAAGUCUCCCAGCCUGAAGUGGAGAAACAGACAACUGGGGAUGGACUGGAGGGAGAGGAGAAGGAGGACCUGCCUGAGCAGCCUCCUCCACUUGAGGAGAAACCAAAAGAAGUUCCUGUAGUGAAUGGAGGGACAGCCCAUGGAGAGCCCUGCAUCUUCCCAUUCCUCUUCCAGGGGAAGGAGUACUUGGACUGUAGCACGGAUGGACGGGGGGAUGGACGGCUGUGGUGCGCCACAACCUACGACUAUGACCAGGACAAGAAGUGGGGCUUCUGUGAGACGGAGGAGCAGGCACAGCAGAGACUGCAGGCGGAGGAGGCUGAGGAGCAGUAUCAGACUGUCCUGCGCAUGCUCAAUGCCACCACCAGGAAGACCCAGAAGAAAGAAUUAUAUGAAAAGUUGCUGAAAGUAGCGGAGAAAGGCCACCAGAAAGCCAUGGAGAAGGUGGCGUACGCCAUGCUGUUCGGGGACUACAUGAACCAGAACGUCACUAAGGCCAAAGAAAUGUUUGAGAAACUUGCCAUGGAGGGCUCGCCCAAAGCUCAGACGGCUCUUGGCUUUCUGUAUGCAGCAGGACUUGGAGUUAACUCGAGUCAGGCUAAGGCCUUGGUUUACUACACCUUUGGUGCACUGGGUGGAAACUUGGUAGCUCAUAUGAUUUUGGGAUACAGAUACUGGGGAGGUGUGGGUGUUCCUCAGAGCUGUGAGUCAGCGCUAACACACUACAGGCUCGUGGCAAAUCAGGUGGCGAGUGAUGUGUCCCUGACAGGGGGCUCAGCGGUGCAGAGGAUCAGGCUGCUGGAUGAGGUGGAGAACCCGGGAUCUACCAGUGGGAUGUUGGAGGAGGACUUGAUCCAGUACUAUCAGUUUCUAGCUGAGAAAGGAGAUGUACAAGCUCAGGUGGGAUUAGGUCAGUUGCACCUGCAUGGAGGACGUGGAGUAGAACAGAAUCAUCAGAGGGCGUAUGACUACUUCACCCAGGCUGCAAAUGCAGGGAACACGCACGCUAUGGCAUUCCUCGGCAAGAUGUACUCAGAAGGCAGCGAGUUUCUCCCUCAGAACAACGAGACAGCCCUGCAGUACUUUAAGAAGGCUUCUGACUUGGGUAAUCCAGUGGGACAGAGUGGCCUGGGCAUGGCCUACCUAUAUGGAAGAGGUGUCCCAGUGAACUAUGAGCUGGCACUGAAAUACUUCCAGAAGGCUGCAGAGCAGGGCUGGGUAGACGGGCAGCUCCAGCUGGGCACCAUGUAUUACAAUGGCAUCGGUGUGAAGCGUGAUUACAAGCAGGCACUUAAAUUCUUCAACCUGGCCUCACAGGCAGGCCACAUCCUGGCCUUCUACAACUUGGCCCAGAUGCAUGCUACUGGCACUGGUGUGAUGCGCUCCUGCCACACUGCUGUGGAGCUUUUCAAGAACGUAUGUGAGCGCGGCCGCUGGUCAGAGCGUCUCAUGACGGCCUACGGCAGCUUUAAGGAGGGUGAGACGGAUGCUGCGCUGGUCCAGUAUCUGCUGCUGGCUGAGCAGGGCUACGAGGUGGCCCAGAGCAACGUGGCCUUCAUUCUGGACCAGAAAGGAGCAAAGAUCUUCAGUGAGAAUGAGACCUACCCUCGAGCUUUGCUCCACUGGACGAGGGCUGCAGCACAAGGUUACACCGUGGCGAGGAUAAAACUAGGAGACUACCACUUCUACGGCUACGGGACGGAUGUGGACUAUGAGACAGCUGUCAUCCACUACAGACUGGCGUCAGAGCAGCAGCACAGUGCCCAGGCCAUGUUUAACCUGGGUUACAUGCACGAGAAAGGCCUGGGCAUCAAACAGGACAUCCAUUUAGCCAAGCGUUUCUACGACAUGGCCGCUGAAGCCAGUCCUGAUGCGCAGGUCCCAGUUUUCUUGGCCCUGUGCAAGCUGGGUCUGAUUUACACUCUGCAGUACCUGCAGGAUCUUAACUUGAAGGAGCUGAUUUCUCAGGUGGACCUGGACCAGCUUCUGGGCCCGGAGUGGGACCUCUACCUCAUGACCGUCAUCGCCCUGCUGUUAGGCACAGUCAUCGCCUACAGACAGCGCCAACACCAAAUCAUAGUCCCCCCACGCCCGCCCGCUCCUGCCCCAGCGCCCCCUCCCGCCCCUGCUCCAGCGCCCCCUCCCAGACCAGCUCAGGAACCGUCGCAAGCCCAGGCCGAGCCCCAGGGUCAGGGAGAAGCACAAGCCCAGGGCCCGGCCCAGGAGGAAGAGGAGCAGCAGCAGUGAGAGGCAGCCAGAUGGAGUGAGGGCAGUAAAAGACAGACAAGAGGCUCUGCCGGCCCCUCCCGUGGAGCAGCUGGUGCUCACCUACCUGCAUACCUGCUAGUUCGAGCACCUCUCCCACUCUGCCUGCUCCCUCCACAUGCUUAAAGAGCAACUGUGCAGUCUCACAACUCCCUUUCUCAUUUCAAAUAUGCUGGUCCUGUGCUGAGGAAAAGCAGUGUGGGUGUUUAUGGACAGUGCUACAGAGCAGAGCGUAGAGAGGAUUACACAGACUUGGGACUUGCUAGCCUGUGACUCAGGAUACUGCCACAAGCACCCGUCUCCUCACUGUGGAAAUAGUCUUGCUGUUGCCACAUCAAAGGCAUUUUGGACUCGACUAAUCAACACAGUUGGCAUCUGAUAUGUGCAUUAGUUUCUUCUCGCUCUCCCUUUUUUAAGAACAUGACAGUCAGACUGCAGAAAUACUAAUUUUGAGGAGUAUUUAGAAACAAAUUGAGGCAGGAAAAUGUGAACUAGAAUAAUUUUAUUUGCUAUCCCCUAGAUGCUAAAGAAAAUCAUGUUUUUGCAUGUAAUCUCUUAUCAUUUUGCAGACUUUAAUUUUAGGCACCUUACUUUCAGAGAUUUAAUGAGUGGACAGAUGCUGCAUUCAUUUUUGAUAGCAAUUUUGCGUUCAGUUGUCAUUUGUUCAAUUGACAUGUCUGCAAUUCACAGAGAAAGGCCGUGUUUUUUUUUGUUUUGUUUUUUUCAUUCAACAUUAGUAACAGUGCUAAAAUGUACUAAAGCCAUGUUUUGCCAUUAGUAUAAGAAGGAAAAAAAAAUGUUAAGUGGUUUGUUUUGGUUGAUAGAAGGGCUGGACUGGGUAGAUUUAAUUUAAAGCAUGCAGGUUCAAGUCUUCGUUUUCAACACGGCAGGCACGCACAAAGAAUGAGGAGCUGCUGAUAUCAUUCAAAUCUGAGCUGACACUGAAAUCCUUGAUGCAGAUCCUGUUUAAAAAUUCAUCCAGACACGUCUGUCACUCUCAAAGCGUCGUGAAAGCAAAGGUUUUUAAAAAUUCAGUUUAGAGAACAAAUGGCUGAUGUAUAGACCCAGUAACAGGAAGUGGAGAGCAGGUGUUACUGUACAUCGGGUGAUAUUUUGCCAUCAGCGGGCUUUGAUUUCAUUCUAUUGGUUGGUUUUUGGGUGGGAGCUCAAUAGUUCAUCUCAUCCAACAAGCCAGUUUUUUUUUUGUUUGUUUGUUUAUUAAGCCUUGUGUUAGCCGAGGCAGAAACUGGAGCAGCCUUAAAUAUAGCAGCGCCUCAAACUCUGGAUCUUUCUACCGUAGAGGAAGUGGAUUAGUUUUGUGCGUGUGUGUGUGUGUGUGUUUGGUUACACAACUUCAGCUGUUGUGAGAAUUUCCACCCCCUCACCAAAAGUCCAAGUUGGAGCUCUGUGCUCAGCCUACACUUUUCAGCUCAGAUGGACCUCAGAUGAAGAAAUGGAGCCACGGUUUGGCCAGACAGUAUUCAUCGAAACAAGAUUAGAAACUUCUGAUUUUGCCACACGCGGCCCGGUCGUUCAGUUCAGUACCUGCUUGCUUAUUACCGAGUUAUCGAGAGCUUAUCUGCCAAAACAUCUGCAUGACGCGUAUGAAGUCUAAAAGGACAAUAAAAUGUUAUUAGUAGGACGAUAAGAAACUGUUCACUGAAGCAUUCACACAUCGGUACCCACACAUCUCACAAUUUGUCUAAAAUGAAACUGGUCAAGAUUGUCAAGAAGACUACAUUUUUACCAUCUCAAAUACAAGUUUAUAAAGAAGUUAAUAAAUGAUAUAUGGA
Molecule: messenger RNA, 4725 nt
Organism: Chelmon rostratus (copperband butterflyfish)
Lineage: Eukaryota; Metazoa; Chordata; Actinopteri; Chaetodontiformes; Chaetodontidae
Gene: sel1l
Product: SEL1L adaptor subunit of ERAD E3 ubiquitin ligase
Exons: 21
Coding region: 458-2914 (818 amino acids)
Biological process (GO): ERAD pathway
Cellular component (GO): endoplasmic reticulum membrane
Molecular function (GO): protein binding
Source: RefSeq, a predicted model, not a curated record